Nymphalis io (European peacock) is the source of this 5309-nucleotide messenger RNA. RefSeq lists its product as uncharacterized. The record is from RefSeq and is a predicted model, not a curated record. The transcript has 11 exons. Gene Ontology annotation, molecular function: protein tyrosine phosphatase activity. Gene Ontology annotation, biological process: protein dephosphorylation. Bases 269 to 4981 code for a protein of 1570 amino acids. NCBI's taxonomy places the organism in Eukaryota, Metazoa, Arthropoda, Insecta, Lepidoptera, Nymphalidae.
CGCCAGUCGGCUCGCGCGCGUCGAUGUAGUUGUACGCUUUUGUUGACAAAUUUAUAAACAAUAUCCCGCGUAAAUUACGCCCUAUAUUCAAUAAGUGGUGCAUCAACUUUUUUCUGUGUUCCGUAGUUUCGGAGUGCUUUUGUGAACGUGUUUAUACAUAUCUAUAUUUGAAUUGUCAAUACCGGAUGCAAGAGACAGAGAGUAAUCUAUAAACACGAAAUGGGUUGGACCUGCUAAAACCACUGCUACACAGCAAAAUGAUAUAAAUAUGGAAUCACCAGUCAGAAUAUGCUUAGGUGCAGCAUUGGUAGUAAACCUACUACUAAUAACCAGCACAUUAGUUACAGCUAAUACAUUGCCGAACGAAACUAAUUCUAGUACUACUGUACUAAGGAAUGAAAGAAAUCUUAAAUAUGGUAGAGUCAAUAGCACUGCGUGGGUCGCGAGAAAUAAGUCUAAAUUACCCGACGUAGCACUAAACGAAUUGCACCCUAAAGAUUCAACAAGUGAAGAACAUACAGAGAAAAAUGCUAAAUACAAAGACAGAGGAAGGGUUAAAUUUAAUUUACAAGCUAAAUCUACAACACAGAGUACUUUGAAAAGAGCUGCAACAUUAACGCAAGCACGUGAUUUUAUUAUAGUAACACCAACCCCAGAAGUAAAAAAACCUGCACAGAUUAUAAGCAGCAUGCAAACUUAUAAGAAAACAAAGAUGCCAGCGGUUACCGUUCUUAGCACUAGUGAGCCUGUACCACUUAAAUUAGAAACACAAAGUGAAGAAGAGCUCUCUGAAGACGAAGAUGAUGAUGAUAAUGACAAAGAAUCUUACGAAAAGUAUUCGUCAGCUAAGUUUGAUGAAAGCAGUUUUUUUACUAUUCCUAGUUUUGAUGAUGAUGAUUUUAGUACUAAAAAACAAAAGUAUGUAUCAGAUAAAAAAACAAAGCAAGAUUACAUUACUCCGUCAUUCGAAACAUUCUCUUUUUUUCCCAAAAAUGUUUAUAGUACGAAAGAAGAAUCAUAUAAGUCAUCAGAUUCAUAUUUUAAUUUUGAUUCCGAUCUUACAACUCCUAAAAAUGAUUUCUUUGAUAAAAAGUACCAGGACAUAUCAUCGAGUAUUUUAAAUCAUUUAGAUACAAUUAAAUCUAAAUCUCCGCCGCCAAAUGUUACAAAUGUUCACAAAAUAGUCAAAGAAAAUGUAGAUUUUGAGAAAUUAAAUAACAAUACUCCUUCUAAUAAAUCAACUGUGUUUAUAAAGAAUACCAAAGAAAUUCGAUUCCUUGAUAAUGAUAAAGCUGGUUCCAACAACAAGGGUUUGUCUGACGUACAUGGUACAAGUAUAUAUUAUGAAAUGACUGUUCUAUCCACUGAAACAUAUAAUGUUAAGGAAAUUAAUGAUGACGACUGUGAUAAUGACAGUCAAACUUCUUCAUCAACAGUUAGUACACCAAUCAAAGAAGAGUUAGAUUCUAUUAAAGCUAAGCUGCCGAAAUCUUUUGAAACUUCAACUAGACGGAGUUAUUCUGAUUCUGAACCAAGCGCUGUAUCUUUGUCUGAGAUGUCAAUGAACUUAAUGCCUAGUGUUACAGCUCAGUCAAUUCUCAGUUCUUUUGGACCCAUUCCAAUUUCAACACAAAAUUCUAUAUCAUCCACUGAAACAUCUAGAAUAUUUUCCAGCAGCUAUAGUAGAAACAGAAACUAUUCAAAACGACUUAAUUUGUCUGGUACCAAAGAUUCUCCAAAUAGUGUGUUUCCCACUUUACAAACUGUACAGCCAUCUUCCAAUUUAGCUUUUACGCCACAAACAAGAAGGUUCCAUUUUACAACACCAAAAACAAAGCCAAUAUGGUUGGCUCCAAGAAAGAAUACUUCUAGAACUGCAUUUCCAAGAGUUCCAACUACCAUAUAUUCAGAGCAUUUUGACAUUAAAGAUAAAAUGUUAAGUACCUAUAAACCAAAAUUGUCAACACGAACAAUGUUAACAACACAGUCUUCGGAAAUAGAUCCUGUAUUACAAAGUGAGGUAAGCGGUGUGAAAAAAAUUGUUCACACUCAGUCCAUAUCCGAUAAUACUAUACCGUCAUUAUGGAAGAGAGGUUCAACUAAAUUUACAACAUCGACUUCAGCGGAAAGUUCUAGUGGUAUCAGUGAUAUGGAAAUACCUCCUACGCUAGCCGCGUGGGCCUUGGCUAGUAUGCGCAGUCCUCCAUCGUUGUCCAGUGUUGUGGUUAAUGUUACUGGAUCGACUCAAAAGAGUGUCGAUGAAAAUGAACUGCAAAAGGUCGGAGAAAUUGUAGACAAGAAAGAAACGACUACCAGCUCGACAACGACAACAACUCCUGUGCCUGUUCACAAUGACUUUUUAACUAAAAAUAUAACGGAAAUCUAUCAAAAUAAAUUACCUUGGAAAUUACCUCCGAAAUCGAAUUUUGUAGGAGAUGCGACUGAAAAUGCUGCUGAAACAAUAUCGGAAAGAGUACCUGCUGAAAGUAAUAUAUCUAUUCAAAGUAGUCCAGAGCCUGUUAGUACAGAUUCAGUAAAAAAAGAAUCAGCGAUAACUAAUACCGUCAAUGACGACAUAGAAAAUAAAACUUCGUGGAUUCCAGUGACUUAUAGAGAUCAAACGAUAAGUGACAAAACAAAUGUAAAAGAAUAUUUGAACACUGAUAAAAUUCCUCCAGUUGACGCAACUAAGUUAACUGGUUUUGAAUCUAUUACGAAGUUACCUGCGGAUGUAACGACUCCUAAAGACGAAACAGCGGCUUCUUCAGAAGUGAAGAAUAUAACGCAAGAGUCAAAUAAUAUACCUAUGAGAACUGACUACGAAAUUACCACAAGAAGAUUUUCUUAUGUGCCCACAGAAGAGCUGACUGAAAAUACUGAGCGUAGCGAUACUACAGACUGGAUACCUGUGUUCCCCACAAGAACACGAACUACAGCUAUAGAUGAUAGUCCUAUAACAACGUAUAGACCAAAUUACAUAACAACGACUGAAGCGAUUUUGGAUGAAACGACUACUAUGAUUACAGAAAGCACAUCUCAGAUUGUUGACAUUUCCACUAAAAAAGACACAAUAACUACUACGGAAUUCAUUGAAGAAAGCACACAAACAAAUCGUCCAACGUCCAUCGAUGUAGGUACAAUCGGAAGUACUAUACUAGAUUCUGAAUCCACAACGAAAUAUGAAACUGCUAUGCCAAUAGAAACUACAACGAUAGUGGUUACUGUUGCCACGGAGAUAAAUUCUGAAAGAGUUCCUAUCACUAUUUAUACUCCUCCUUAUAAUACCGAAACAGUUUCGAUAAUAGAUGCUGAUACUACAACACAAGAAAAUAUUAAUAACAACGAAGUAGUAACACAGGACAAUAAACCUACAAGUGUAACUGUACCUGUAACGACUACCCAAGUGGCAACAACAACUACAGAUGCAAUUACAGUUCAACCUACGACAGAGACUGCAACGACAAAAAUAGAAACAACUACAGAAACUAAAACCACUACACAGCAAGACGCACGCCUUGUUGAAACUACAGAAGUAACAACGGAAGAAUACACAACAGAUACGACAAAAUCAGUAAAUGACUUAGAGGAUCUAACGAGUUUCGCAGGAGACGUUACCACAGAGGCAUCUUCUAGAGUAUUGGAAGAAGAGGCAGGAUCGGGUGCGGCUAUUGCUAUAGCUGUCAGCACAAUUGGUGUCAUUGCUCUCGUUCUAUUGGUUGGAUUACUGUUGAUAGUGCGUCGUCGUGGACGUCGUGGCGUGUAUGCCCAGCGAUGCACUCCAGUCUCCUUGGACGCCUACAGUCUAGACAGCGUCAGCGUCGGUCACAGAAAGGGCAACCAUCGACUCCGGGCCAGCAAGCGAAGCUAUGGGAACCCUGCUUACGAUGACGAGGUUACCUCACAUCCAAUGCAAUACGCAGCGCUGGCGAACUUCGCGUUAGACAUCGAUUCAAUCGUUGCUGAGUUCGCAGAGAUUCCUUCAGUAACAGUUCGCCCGGAUGAAGUGCCCCCAGGAUGUGAAGACAAGAACCGAUACUCUAAUGUGCUACCACUUCCAGAGACCAGGGUCCCAUUGAAGAGGAUCGGUAAUGAUCCGACCACUGAGUACAUAAACGCUAAUUAUAUUAUGGGACCUGGCAGUAUUCGAAACUAUUACAUCGCGUGUCAAGCGCCACUGUCUAACACUGUUACAGACUUCUGGAGGAUGGUUUGGGAACAAAAUUCCCGUCUCAUUGUGAUGCUUACUGAGUAUAUGGAAAAUGGAGUUGAAAGAUGCUACGAAUAUCUACCCCCGUCUGAAAUAUCGGACAACAAGAGGACCUUCGGGGAUUACCAGAUUAUCCUCAAAAAGAGAGAGCAAAGGGACAAGUAUGCCAUAUCUAGCGUACAACUCAUUAAUCUGGCCACCAGAACCUGGAGAGAGGUCACCCACUUGUGGUAUUUCUGGCCUGCUAAGGGUGUCCCUGAUGAUUAUGAUUCCGUGAUUGACUUUUUAUCAGAAAUGAGAAGUUAUAUGAAGGUCUCACAAACUGCUAAGGAGUACGACGAAGAAGGCGUAGAAGUAAUUUAUCAAGACCAAAGCAGAUCAUCCUACCAGAAUCUGUCGAAGUUACGAAGCGAGGAGAAUGGCUCUAGCAACGGAGUUAACGUGUACUCGCCCGCCAAGGCCGAGGAGAUGAUGAGGAGGGGGAACCCAACUAAUGGCACUUUAGGCAAAAUGAAAGCUGCGUCGGAGAUUGAAAGCGUGCGGCCGUGCGUGGUGGUGUGCGCGUCGGGCGCGGGCCGCUCGUGCUGCGUGGUGGCGGCCGAGCUGUGCGCGCGCGCGCUGGCCGCGGGCCGCGCCGACGUGCCGCGCGUCGUGCGCCGCCUGCGCGACCAGCGACCGCACGCGCUCUCCAACCGACACCACUACGUCUUCUUGUACAAGUUGCUGAGCGAAUAUGGCAACAGACUGAUGGGAGGAGGAAUGGACACGAUUUGAAAGUCCUUUGUAAGGUAAUAAAUAAAAAAUAAGAAAAAUAGGAAUUAAAUUUACCAGUAUGUAAGUCCCAUAGCAAACCCGUCACCGAUUUUACUGGAAACUUUAAUUCAUAGAUAGUGUAGCUGUUAUGUUUAUUUUAAGCAUAAUAUAAAGUAUUUUAGUAUAUUUGAUGUAGUGUAGAAAUAAAUUUGACACACAAUGCAUAAUAAAUAUAGUAGCCAUUCUUGCUUUUAUUUUUAUUGCAUAAUUUCUUGUAUAUAUUUAUAUGUACUUCAAUUCAAUAUAUGUUGCAAUCAAUUCAUAAUUAGAAUCGUCAAAUAGCCAUAUU